Alternaria viburni is the source of this 1029-nucleotide messenger RNA. RefSeq lists its product as uncharacterized. The transcript is spliced from 2 exons. Lineage: Eukaryota; Fungi; Ascomycota; Dothideomycetes; Pleosporales; Pleosporaceae. Gene Ontology annotation, molecular function: protein binding. The coding region runs from base 1 to 1029 and encodes 342 amino acids. The record is from RefSeq and is a predicted model, not a curated record.
AUGGCGCCCAAAACCGAUCGACCAGCGAAGCGAAGAAAGCUUCUCCCUCGGGGUGUCGCUGAUUCUCGCGAUUUACUUGAUGUAAGCAGCGAAAUACUCAUGGUCAAGGUCGGGAGUGGCGACGAUCCAGUCCAACCGAGUGCAGCAUGCGAAAAUUGCGGCAAGAAGGAAGGCGAGCAGCAACGUGCGAAAGAUCUUGCUGAUAAUAUGAACCAAGAAGAUGGACAAGGUGCAGGAGAACUCGAGAAGCAAAACGUAGUUCUUGUCCAGGGUGACGACAAGGGUGCUGGCACAGACUCCGACAAGGACGGCGCAAUUGACAAAGAGAGCGACGAGAACAGCAACGAAAGUGACGACAGCGAUGACGACAGCGAUAUCGACUCAGGAAUCUCCGACCAACGCAUCUUCCAUGUCCACAAAAGCGUUCUCUGCAAGACAUCCGCCUUCUUCCAAAAUGCAACGAAGCCAGAAUGGACUGGUCCAACACCGCGACCUACAGAUCUUUCUGACGAGCUUCCAGAAAUCUUCCAUUUGUAUGUGCAAUGGUUGUACAGUGGGAAGAUCGCCGUCGAGAUCACGCCCUCCAGUGACUCGGAUACGGACGUUCGCAAACACGAGAACGUGGAUUAUCAUUCACUGAUUCAGUCGUACAUACUUGGAGAGAAGCUCAUGGAUACCACAUUUCAGAACGCAGUACUGCAAUGUUUGAUCGAGUGCGUGGAGCAAGCAGACUGUUUUCCCGGUGACCGGACUAUCAGGACGGCCUAUAAGCGCACGAUAAAGCACUCGCCUCUUCGUAAAUUGCUGGUCGACUUCUGGGUGUGGCACGGCGAUUCUGAGGGGGCGGCUGAUGACAUGAAUGCGAGCCUGGGGACCGACUUCACGAACGACUUACUUAAGGCCAUGCUUGAAGCGCGUCCUAGUCCGGACACGAAUAAAGCGAAGGUCCAGCCUCCUUGGCUGACACAUCCGGAGAUCUACAGCAUAAAGGAUAACAAGAAGACCGCCAAAGACACCAGCAACAGCUGA